Molecule: messenger RNA, 1813 nt
Organism: Apodemus sylvaticus (European woodmouse)
Lineage: Eukaryota; Metazoa; Chordata; Mammalia; Rodentia; Muridae
Gene: Inha
Product: inhibin subunit alpha
Exons: 2
Coding region: 520-1620 (366 amino acids)
Biological process (GO): SMAD protein signal transduction
Cellular component (GO): extracellular region
Molecular function (GO): cytokine activity; growth factor activity
Source: RefSeq, a predicted model, not a curated record
CACGUUGGCCUAGCAGCUGCUAUGGUUGAAAAGAGCCCCAGAAUGUCUGGGGGUGGGGGGGCGGGUGCAUACUGUCCUCUUCACAAAUGAUUUGAUGUCUGGCCAACCUUAAGCACCCAAGUACCUGAUGUAGAUUCACACACACACACACACACACACACACACGCGCGCGCGCGUGUGUGUGUGUGUGUGUGUGUGUAUUCGAGGAGUGGGUUGUAUGCAUGCCUGCAUGGGUCAGGUCACUUGGGGUCAAUACCCAUCACAGCCCCUUCCCCCACAUUCUUGUCGGGAGUGGGAGAUAAGGCUCAGGGCCACAGACAUCUGCGUCAGAGAUAGGAGGUCUCAAUGCCACGGGGCAGGGGCAACUGGGACGGUAGGGCGUGGGAAGGACUGGGGGAGCCUGGGGUGAGAAGGGUAGAAGAAGGCCGGCUGUGGGAUGGGGAGGGGACAGUGGGGAGGUCCUAGACAAAAAGGGCACAGGGCAGAGUGUGGGUUCCCUGUCGUCAGGACAAGUGAACUAUGGUGACCCAGCCGUCUCUGCUGCUACUUUUGCUGUUGACCCUACAGGAUGUCAACAGCUGCCAGCGGCCAGAACUUGUCCGGGAGCUUGUCCUGGCCAAGGUGAAGGCUCUGUUCCUAGAUGCCUUAGGGCCCCCAGCCAUGGAUGGGGAACGUGGGGAUCCUGGACUAAGGCGUCUGCCUCGAAGACAUGCCCUUGGGGGCUUUGUGCACAGGGCCUCUGAACCAGAGGAGGAAGAUGUCUCCCAGGCCAUCCUUUUCCCAGCUACAGGUGCCACCUGUGAGGAGCAGGCAGCUGCUGGAGGGCUUGCCCAGGAGGCUGAGGAAGGUCUCUUUACUUACGUAUUCCGGCCAUCCCAACAUGUCCGCAGCCACCAGGUGACUUCGGCCCAGCUGUGGUUCCACACAGGGCUAGACAGGAAGAGCACUGCAGACUCCAACAGCUCUGCGCCCCUGCUGGAUCUUCUGGUGCUGUCAUCUGGGGGGCCCAUGGCUGUGCCUGUGACCCUGGGACAGGCCCCUCCACGCUGGGCUGUGCUGCACCUGGCGGCCUCUGCUUUCCCUCUGCUGACCCACCCCAUCCUGGCGUUGCUGCUGCGAUGCCCACUCUGUACCUGCUCAGGCCGGCCUGAGACCACUCCUUUCCUGGUGGCCCACACUACGGCUAGAGCGCUGAGUGCGGGGGAGAGGGCCCGGCGCUCCACUCCCUCGAUGCCGAGGCCUUGGUCUCCCGCCGCUUUGCGUCUGCUGCAGAGGCCUCCUGAGGAACCCGCUGCCCACGCCUUCUGCCACCGAGCUGCCCUCAACAUCUCCUUCCAAGAGCUGGGCUGGGACCGCUGGAUCGUACACCCUCCCAGUUUCAUCUUCCACUACUGCCAUGGUAGCUGCGGGAUGCCCACCUCCGACCUGCCCCUGCCAGUCGCUGGGGUGCCCCCGACCCCGGCUCAGCCCCUGUUUCUGGUGCCGGGGGCCAAGCCCUGCUGUGCUGCCCUUCCGGGGAGCAUGAGGUCCCUUCGCGUCCGAACCACCUCAGACGGAGGUUACUCUUUCAAGUAUGAGAUGGUACCCAACCUUAUUACACAACACUGUGCUUGUAUCUAAAAGCGCCUCCUGUCUCCUCCCAUAGCUGAUGGCCUCCGUCAACUCACCAUCCCACAGCUUCAGCCAGGAGGCAGGCGGGUGUGGAAAGCAGACAGCUUCCAUUUCCUGUUCCCUACAUCUUUCUGUCAGAGAGGUUCCAUAUCCCGCCCCACCCAGGUCCAGGGAAUAACAAUAAAGAAGGAAGUGUGUGUGA